Messenger RNA from Fundulus heteroclitus (mummichog), 3860 nucleotides. RefSeq names its product interleukin-1 receptor accessory protein. The coding region runs from base 428 to 2713 and encodes 761 amino acids. The transcript has 12 exons. The record is from RefSeq and is a predicted model, not a curated record. Lineage: Eukaryota; Metazoa; Chordata; Actinopteri; Cyprinodontiformes; Fundulidae. Gene Ontology annotation, biological process: signal transduction.
CUUCUACUUCCUACUUCUAGCAGCGCCGCUCUGCGCUCCUCACGCACUUUUCUCAGAGUCCGGUUCGGGUCCGACCCGUUCCCUCCUGUCCGGAUCCAAACGACCACUGGACCGGUUCUGGUCGGUCUAACUGGUAGAAAAGGAGCCUGGUCCUGGAUCGGUAAUCCCCGGGACACUUUGGAGGAGUUCCCGGACCACUCAGACAGAACCGGACCGGGUCACCGCUGCAGAUCCACGGCGGUACGCGGAGUCCUGCCCCGUGGAGUUAACCAUCAGAACCCCGGAGGUACCAGCCGGACCCUGACAGCCCGGUCCUGAUCCUGUCCUGGUCUCGGUGCUGGUUCUAACCCGUUUCCGGGUUCUGGAGAACCCUGGAAGGCUGAUCCUGACCGGAACCGACGGUGCAGACGCCCCCGACCUGCAGCCCAUGGCGUCCUUCAUCCUCCUCUUCCUCCUGGCUGUGACGGGCGGAGCCGCCAGUCAAUCCAACGAUUCGACAGAACCAACGUGUGACGACUGGGGCGAGUCCAGCGCCGGGAAGGUUUCGGUUCUGGACGGCGAGGCCGGGUCCAUCCACUGUGCCCUCUUCUCCCAUCCCUCCGUCUACAACUACACGUCGGCCCAGAGCGCCGGACAGAACCUGUUCUGGUACCGCCUGCUGGACGGCCACAGCCUGGAGCAGCCCAUCCCCAACAGCUCGCGCUUCAGCAAAGACCGGGAGAGGCUGUGGCUGCAGCCGGCCGUGGCCAACGACACGGGCCAGUACAUCUGCAUGCUGAGCAACAAGUCGUCCUGCAGUAAGAUCGCCAUGCGUCUGAAGGUGUUGCGGUGGGACGAGGCGGUCCGGUCCGCCCCCUGCGAGCCUGCGGUGGCGGUGCCGCCGACCCAGGCGCUGAUCGCCAUGCAGAUGGGUCAGGUUCUGGACUGUCCGGACCUGCAGGACGCCGCCAGGAUGUCCGAGAGCGAGCCGACCGUCAGCUGGUCCUUCGUGAGUGCAGAGAACUCGAAAUGUUACCGGUACCCGUUCUGGGACACGGACCGGGAGCAGCGCGGUACCAGGCUGCGGUUCUACAACAUGCUGAUCCCGUACCAGGGCCAGUACUUCUGCACGGUCCGGUACCAGCGCCGAGGCCGUCUGCUCAACUUCACCAGGAGCAUCAACGUCUCGGCCAUCUAUCCGACCACCGUGUCCAAACUCCCCACCAUCCUCCACCCGACCCCCCACAAGGUCUUCUCUGUCAGAACCAACUCAGACGUGCAUCUGGUCUGCAGAGGUCUGCUUCCUCUCGUCCUGCGUAACUCCUCCCGGGAGAUCUGGUGGACAGUGGAUGGGAAGAGGGUGGAUCAGCUCAACAACCCUCGCUUCUCCCAAAAGAACAGCAAUAUGAAAUACAACUUUGGCGACGUGACUGAGGACAGCGUGCUGAUGAUCGAGGACUUCCAGUCAGAAGACCUGAAGCGAGAGUUUAACUGCUCUGUGAGGAACGCAGAGGGCUUCCUGACCCGCAGAGCUCAGCUGAAAGAGGAAGUCUCGCUGCCCUCCCUGGAGCUGGGCUGUGGCCUCGGCGUCACGCUGGUGCUCAUGCUUCUUCUCUUUGUGGUUUAUCACGUCUUCUGGCUGGAGCUGCUGCUCCUCUACCGCUCCUGGUUCGGCACCGACGAGCGGCACACAGAUGAUAAGGAGUUUGACGUGUACAUCUCGUACGCGAGGAACAGCGAGGAGGAGCAGUUUGUCCUGUCGACGCUGCGCAGCGUUCUGGAGAACGUCCUCGGAUACUCGGUCUGCAUCUUUGACAGAGACAGUCUACCCGGAGGAAAUCUGUCAGAGUCCGUCCUGCACCUGAUGAAGCGCAGCCGGCGCCUGCUCUUCGUCCUCAGUCCUGACUUCCUGGCAGAGAAGAGCUUCAGCCUCCUGGAGUGUCGCCUGGGUCUGCACCUGCAGCACGGCCUCCAGGCCACCAUCGUGGCCGUGGUCCGGCGCUCCGUCAGCAAGCUGCCCUGCGUGGAGGUGACUCAGCUCCGCCAGGCCUCCGUCUGCACCGUGACGUGGCGCGGCAGUCGCUCGGAACCGCGGCGCUCUCGGUUCUGGCUGCGGCUGCGGCUGGCGCUGCCGGUCCGGCCGCUGGCUCUGGGCAGGAGGCUGAUCGACAGCACCUCGUCUCACUCCGACCUGGCGGCGCUGGCUCUGCAGAGGGCUCAGCGCAUCCGGAACCAGAACCGCAGAGACGGACUGGAACAGAACCGCACCGGCAGGAGGGCUUCGGCCACCCAGGCCCACAGAGCCAGAAAGACUCCGCCCAGAGGGAGGGGCCAUGUGAGGAGGGAGGAGGGGCUGCAGCACAGCAGGAGGUGCUCAGGGUGCGCUGGAUUUGCAUGUCAGGUGGAGGACAGACGGGUGGAGCUCGGAGUGCAGACUGAGAUGCAGCAGGUGUUCUGUGAAAGAACUGAAGCCGUCUCAGAUAGAGCCUCUACAGUCAUCCCUGACCCCGCCCACAAAGCCCAAAGCCCCACCCCUUCACUAAACUCCGCCCACAAUCACCUUAAUCCCGCCGCCUCCUCUGACCACGCCCUCUUCAGCAGCCACCAGGAACUUCAAGGAAGGAACUCCAUCCAUCAGCAGGAAGAGCUUAACUCCAGGACUUCAGAGGAAAAGAGGGAGGGGCUUAAGCUAAAGAUGGAGCUGACUCCGCCCCCAGCAGAAAACCCGGUCUGAGCCUUUUGCUCAACAGCUUUCCCUCCAGGACAUCUGUCACAUUUGAGCCAGGAACCAGCUGGAGAACAUCUGGAGCGAUCGGAUCUCUGAUGGAGCUUUAUUAUUAAGGGCUUAAUAUGUGAGAAUUUUAAAUUCUGUUCUUGAUUUAACAGGAAGCAGCUUCCUCUCAUUACUCUUAAACGCAAAGUUUCAAACUGAUGCAAAUCUAAAGCAGAUGAAUAUGACUGCAUGGAGGUCAAGGAUAUGACCUGUAGAUCCACAAGUCUUUCUGUGUGCCAGCUGCAGACGUCAUGGAGAGGAAUGACCUGAGUAAGAUGUCUGCUGGGAGCUUCUCCUCUCGUUUAUCCUGCAUGAAUAAUAUUCAAAUAAACUGUUUCUACACAUUUUUAUUGCAUUAAUCUUGAUUAGUGAUUCAGUCAGCAGCACAGACUGUAGACCCUUAACGUUUGGAUUAUUCACACCUGCUGUUAAUGUCGUCACCUGCAGGGGGCGCUGCUGCAAAGGACGAAUCCCAGAAAACUGGAUUUCUGCUCGGUUUUCAUUCCUGCAUGUUUUUUAUUUAUUUAUUUAGAUCAAUUAAUCAAAUGAUUUCUGAUGGGAGGAAUUGACCCAGAACACGUUUGGAAGAUCUCAAGAUCCUGCUGCUCUGGUGGGAAAUGAAGUAGGAAAUGUUCACAUCCUGCAGGUGUCGCUGUUUCCACUUUAUCACGCAGGUGGGAGGCGCUUCCAGAUCAGGGGUUCGCCCUGGCUGGCCGCAGCCUCCCCAGGAGCGUUCAGAUUAGUUUUUACUCAUCCUGUUUGCUUUUACUCUGGAGUUUUUAGCUUUGUACAAAGUUUGAUUUGGGCUCUUUCUCUUGUCCUGUUUUAGAGUUUUGUGUCAAAAGAAGCAACAGCAUCUUGAUGUAACCAGAGGAAAUGGAAGAAAAGGAAAAAUAGUUGCUGAAUUUAUGGUUUCAUAUUAAAAUGGAAUGUGGAAAAGGGGUUUAGUUAAAAUAUACUUUAAGAAAAGGUUAUUUAACAGGAAAACUGGUUUUAAACAUCGUAACAUAGCUGGGCUGAACUUUUCUGGAGGUCAGAAACUGGAACUGGUUCUGCAUCAGCUGAUCAUCUGACCACAACAUCCAGGCCCACACUGCAAAAAGGGAAG